AUGUCUUCGUCGACGCUGGCUCGAAUUAAUCCUGGUCUGCAGCGGCUGGCCAGCUUCAUGGCGCAAGCGAAAGCAUACGAGGAAUCCUCAGCGCAUGGCCCCUUGUCGGUGUCGCUGGAUACCUUCAUACCCACUUCGACAACGCGACCGACAUCAGCAGCCGACAAUUCGGGUGUUCAUAAUCCGCGAUUGGAGGAAGAUGCCCUCAUCCUGGAUAACGGAGUUCCCCACUUUGUUUCUGGCAAACACUGGGCCUGGAUGGCAGCAGAGCUCCAUGACAUUCAAUCAAUUAUCUCGGAAUCUCAAAGAUGCUCCUCCCCAACUGGGACACUUGACGAGGUUGUAUGGGAUACCGAUUCUCCUCUAGAAACGUCACCUAGCACCAACAGCUUCUGGCCGGAUACUCGGGAAGAUUGCUAUUUGCUGCUGAACAUGUUCCUCGCCAAUGUCGACCCAAUAGUUCGUAUUAUCCACCGACCGAGUUUGUCCCGUCGCUUCGACGCCUUCGUGCACUUUCAAUAUGCCGACGGUCGAGAGGAUACCCCGACCGGAGGGGGAAGCCGCAACAGCGGUACGAUUCCCAGUCCAGCCAAGAAAGAUGCCUUUGAACCACUAGCCAUGUCUAUAUUUUACGGGGCUGUCAACAGUAUGAAGGAUGCAGAUGUACUCAAUAUGUUCGGCAUGAGUAAAGCCUCUCUCCUCAAAAGAUAUCGAACGGGAACGGAGGUGCUUCUCAAGCGGCAGAAAUUCAUGACAUCAAGGAUCUUUGAGGUUCUGCAAGCAUUUGUGAUAUUACUAACUGCAAAAUAUAGAGAAGAUGACAUGGGCAAAGUGUGGCCUUUAACAGGCCUGGCCAUUCGGAUAGCAAUGCUCCAGGGACUCCACCGGGACCCCCUAGCCCUACCACUGGGGACGAUCGACACCGUGCAGGUGGAGCUGCGCCGUCGCCUAUGGGCGCAGAUCUGCUAUCUGGAUUUCCGGACUGCGGAAGAUCACGGCUUCGCGCCGUCGAUUCACGCAUCAGAUUUCGACACGCGUCGACCUAUCAGUCUGGACGAUGUAGAUCUGGUCGAAGGCACUGCCCCCUUAUCUGGGCUCUCUGAUGCCCCCAAAUUCACUGAUAUGACCAUCUACCUCCUGCGCAUCACAGCUGCCGGUUACUACGGGCGCGUAAUUCAAAUAACGCAUGCGUCGCGUAAGCGGCUGCGGAACGGCCUGCAUGGUCUGACUGUUGACAAGCCUCAAACCUUGGUGGAGCUGCAAGAACUGUUGCAGACCGCCACGGGGAUUGCAAGCGAGCUAGAGAGGGGUCUCGACGAGCUUGUUCGGUACUGCGAUAAGAGGGUGACUAUGCAAUCGAUGGCCUUAGAUCUCAGCCGGCAUCUCAAGACCAAAUUCUGGGUCAUGUUCUGGAUGCAAAUAUCCCGACAGGAUCGGGAGAAGAUUAUCACUCCCGCCAUGAGACGAAACAUAUUUGUCGACGCUGCCACCGCCGUAGAAACUUGGUGCGCCAUUUCGUCAAGCCCGGCCUACGAACCCUAUCGAUGGCACAUAACUUCGCACGCGGGCUUCAACCUCAUCCUCUAUGUCCUCUCCGAGCUCCAGAGUUCCGUUUUCCAGGAGCCUGAAUGGGUAGAUCUCCGCCAUCGUGGACUUCAACUCGCCAACACCAUCUACGAUCUCCGUGGUCAGCAUACUACGGGCGCCUGGCCCGCAAUCAUUUGGUUGGUUAAUCGUAUUCGGUUCCAGCAAGGUCUGGCUGGGAGUCCUGCCCCUGGGAUGGCUGCCAACACUGUUACCGGGCUCGGUAGUCCGUCGAAUAGCCAGCCCAUCAGCAUGAGAGCGGCUGGUUAUGCUGGUCCUGCUGGUGCUGCGGGGGUUGAAAGUGCUACCCCGAUGAGCCCGCCCGGAAUGGACUUUGAUGCAGGAGAUCUUAUGGGGCUGAUCAACUUGGAGGAAUUUGAUCUUUCAGAUUUUCUGACGAUGGAUGGGAUAGGACUUCCGGGGCUUCCGCGGUAA
This is a messenger RNA of Aspergillus costaricaensis CBS 115574, 2019 nucleotides long. RefSeq names its product Zn(II)2Cys6 domain-containing transcription factor hasF (gene hasF). The transcript is spliced from 4 exons. Gene Ontology annotation, biological process: DNA-templated transcription. Gene Ontology annotation, molecular function: zinc ion binding; DNA binding. Bases 1 to 2019 code for a protein of 672 amino acids. The record is from RefSeq and is a predicted model, not a curated record. NCBI's taxonomy places the organism in Eukaryota, Fungi, Ascomycota, Eurotiomycetes, Eurotiales, Aspergillaceae.